Suillus discolor is the source of this 1788-nucleotide messenger RNA. RefSeq names its product quinon protein alcohol dehydrogenase-like superfamily. Lineage: Eukaryota; Fungi; Basidiomycota; Agaricomycetes; Boletales; Suillaceae. The coding region runs from base 454 to 1788 and encodes 444 amino acids. The transcript is spliced from 8 exons. The record is from RefSeq and is a predicted model, not a curated record. Gene Ontology annotation, molecular function: protein binding.
CCUUCAAGUUUUAAUGCAUGGAUUGUGAUUCUAAGUGACAGACGAAUUUCAUGCAAUAAAUUUCCUCCUAACUGGCAAUCCAUUACGCCCUGCAGGCAUAUGAGAACCACACAAGAAGCAUGCGGGUGGACGCCACUCCAAGGUCAUCAUAAUUUGAUCAGGUUACAUGUGUGGAUAGUAUGGGGAGUCACGCUGUACAAUGCACAGCCGUCUGGAAGAUAUAAAUAUAAAGAGAUGGGACACGCGCCUAUAUGACCAUCUUCGCUCGUCUUCCUUGCUAACGCCCUAGUAAGACAAAACCUCUGAGCAUCACGCAUGAAUUGAGUCAAACUGACGAUUUAUUUGAGCAAGUAAGGUGCGCCAGCUCUCGAACGAGUGAGAGUUGACAAUUACUCAACGUCAAGCCUAGCUUUAUACGACAUCUUGCCGACCUGUCUGGCGAAUAAAGCUGUGAUGGCUUCCAGCUCGAUGCAGCCCGAUGCAACAGAGAACAAAUCGAUUUUAACACCAGUCAUGACCUUGGAGGGACAUGAACCAUGGAAAAAUCUACGUCCAGAUGGUGAAUAUCACGAGUUCAAAUAUAUUUCGUGCAUUUCCUAUUCUCCUGACGGCAAGCAAAUGAUCAGCGGAUCAUACGAUAAGACGAUUCGGCGAUGGGACCUGCGGGAGGGUAAGGAGAUUGAGGAGGCUCGGGAGGUUUGUGAUAAUUGUAUAUAUGCGGUGAGGGUAUCAAGGGAUGGUCGAUGGGUUGUCACUGCUUGUUGGAAGGAGCUCGAAGUCAGUGAGGUUGAGACGGGGAUUGUGAGAACAUUUUACAUUGGGUCGAUCUAUUGCAUCGAUAUCUCCGCGGACAGCGCGUUGGUAGCGGGUGGGUCAGAGCCCAGGCGACGGCUUAGUGAUGUCAGUUCAGUGCCGGUAUUCUGGACAACAAAAGACAAAUCCAUCAUAGCCGCAUCCAACUGCAUGGAUGAUGACACGACAAUCCACGAAUUUGACGCGUCGACGCUCAAGACUGUUGGAGCCCCUUUCAAACACACUGAGGGGAUCUGUGGUCUAGCACUCUCAUCUGAUUGUGUUCUUCUCGCCAGCUCUUCCCGCCACUUGAUCAAGCUGUGGGCCCUUCGAGUCCCGCCAACUCCUCGCUUCAUUCGACCUUACACGAUCUUCGAUGACAAUAAAAUCUUCAUAUGUGACAUUCCAGCCAACAUCCUUGCUAGCAUUAGACUUGAAGCACAGCCUAGUACCAAUAAAUCUGAUUCACGCCAUGCUGGUCUGCUCAACUCCAAUGCAACACGUCCUCCCGCGCGUCGUAAACCAGUGAUGAUACCUGCCAUGUCUCCCAUCCCUCGACCUUUGCCUACCAGGGAUCCACAUGCUCGCCUCCGCUUUCUACGCAAGCUCUUUUCUCGUACAGACGCGGGUCGCAUUGACGAGCCUAAUCCUUUGGAUUUUCCUGCUACAUCACCCCUGCCUCGUCCACUUCCAACACACGACGAGAAUUCUCGACGCACACCAGCGCCACCCACCACCCAAUCCUCUGUCAUCAAUACUUCCCCAACCCUCAAAUCAAAUCGACUAUCAAACUGGUGGCGUGCAUUGCCAACUAUCGUCGAUGUUCCUCUCGCGCCAGGUAGACUGCGGUAUGCUGCAGCGGGCGCUCCCGGCCCUGAUGAUGAAUUGAUACGCGACGAAGAUUAUGUCUCUCCCCCUUCCCCUAAUCCCGGCUCGCGCCCAGGGAUUUUUAACUCCGGACAGCAUGGAAGCGGCCGGUUUUGUUUCUGCUUCUAA